AUGGUUCAGAGAUCUGAGUGCUUGGUCCCGUGUGGCUGGUUAGUGGCUUUCACAAUGUACAUAGUACAAGCGUGUAUUUUUAUGAAAUUUAUGGAGCAGCAUACCAGCACUGCGAGCAAAGUUUACUGGAUCGGCGCAGGAGUCUAUCUCGCAUUCGCCGUGGCGGUUUUGAUUGUCGUAUGCUUAUCUAAAGGCUACGCAGAAACGGACAACCAGGUUUGGUUGGUUUGGGGCUUCUGGUUCAUAUACAUCCUACUCUACAUGAUCUCAGUGGCGAUGAUUUUUGGUAAAGUAGCCCACAAACUGAAGGAGUCCGAAACAUAUGGACCCAACUUCCUUAAAGCGACUUUAAGCAUAGCUCCCGCAUUGCUCGUCCUGGUCUUACAACUGGUUAUCAGCCCAUCUUACCGAAGAGGUGUCUUAAUGCUUUCCGGGUUCGCGGCUUUGGAUCUUUUCGACGGCAUUGAAAUGCUUGAAAUUGUCCUGAUGCAAAACGAAAGGGAACAUUUUGAUCUUGACGAGAAUGUUGAAAAAGUGAUCAUCGCCUGCGCUUGUUUUAGUUUCCUGGUCACUUCGCUGGGUCUCGCUCGGAAUAGAUUCGAUAAAGACACUGACACUGUUAAAGAAAGAGAUGACCCCAAAGCCGUUUGUCUUGGAUUAUUCGAGAUUUUGUUAACCAACGUGCCGUUUUUGGUCCUGAGGAUUUACGUAUGGGCCGACUGUGGUUACGAAGCUUCCAUAUUCAUCGCGAAGAAUAUAGUUUCAUUGGUUGUUGGUUUGGUAGAGUUCUGUAUCGCUUGUAAAUGCUGUACUUGUCAUGGAACUCAUAACAAAGGCUCCGAGGAUGACAGUUGA
This is a messenger RNA of Paramuricea clavata, 855 nucleotides long. NCBI's taxonomy places the organism in Eukaryota, Metazoa, Cnidaria, Anthozoa, Malacalcyonacea, Plexauridae. The record is from the annotation of a GenBank genome assembly.